This is a messenger RNA of Halichondria panicea, 3040 nucleotides long. RefSeq lists its product as uncharacterized. Gene Ontology annotation, cellular component: trans-Golgi network. Lineage: Eukaryota; Metazoa; Porifera; Demospongiae; Suberitida; Halichondriidae. Gene Ontology annotation, biological process: Golgi to plasma membrane protein transport. The transcript has 8 exons. The record is from RefSeq and is a predicted model, not a curated record. Bases 104 to 2938 code for a protein of 944 amino acids.
GCGGGUCAUGACCUUUGCAGUGGAAGUGGGAGGGGCUGCGGAGCUACUAAUAAAUGUUUACUGGAAAGAACUUCUGAUCAACUUACCCUCUGCUUGAUAAACAAUGGCUCGUCUCAACCUCACAAACACCGCCCCCACGCUCACACCGUUCACACUAUCACAGCCACUGGUGUCGGUCGUCCACACACUUUCCACACACCUCCCCACACACCGCAGCAAGAUCCUCCACACACCCACACAGCCCACCCCCACUUUCAUUCUCGUACUUGAUGCCGACAAGAUCUUGUAUUCUCUCGAAUUCAGUCCAAUCUCACAAUGUUUAAUAGCCAUCACGUACCAUAUACCAGACCACCUCCCCUCUCUAGAGGUUAAAGGGCAGACGGACGAGAUCCUAAAGUGUCCAAUAUCAACAGACGAUGUAAAACGAGUUUGCGGAGAGCCCGUCAGUUGCCAUGGAGAUGGUAUCGAAAACGUUGCCCUGGUUUAUAAAGACGCUUGCUUCACGUUUGACAUUAGAAACCAUAUUCUUGUUCUGACGAAAAUCAAAAUCGGUUGCACAAUAUCGUUCACGCCAACCACUCCGAAGAUUAACUGCAUUAUGGACAAUUCUACAAAUGCCAUUGUCGGUGUGUGCGUCACAAGUUCAAGUAGCGAAGAAAGAACUUGUUUGUAUUUUGGUGAUAGCCAGCAAGAUGUCCUGACUAAGUUAGGCUCUGCAAGUGAAGUGUUUUAUAGAGAGCUGGCGGGUGAUUCGUUAACUGUAGUACUGUCUUAUAUUCACCUCGGGCUGGACGUGGUAAUGGAUGCCCUCACUAAUACUACGACCAAGAUCGUGCUCCACACUAACACCUCUGAUCAUCGGGAGUUCUGUGUUUAUUCUAGAUGUUUCUUUCAACUGUCUCUAACCAAAACGAGCGUCUGUACCGACUACAAGUCAUGUGACAAUCUUCUGGUUACUCCGGUGACAAAUUGGACUGCGGUGAAAUGUUUUGUUGACCCUGAACAGAUUAGGUACAUCGGAACAGUCAAACUAGGAGCAUCCACAAACACUGAUUUUCCAUUCCCUGAUACUACGCUAUACGUUCUGUUUGAUCAGCUGAUACUUGAGGUUACAUCUACCGGCAACAUUGCGGCAAUCACACUUCUGUCAUGUGAUAGCAAUACGAAUCAUUCGUUACAUCCACUGCAAGUUCCAACACAGGCAGAGUUCAAAAAGAUGACUUUUAGUGAUUUGGAAAACUCUUUGGAAAAAGAUGAUGACGAUUCCAGUGAUAGCUUAGAGGAUUCAUUUCAGAGUGCUCAGAGCAGUUUACAAAGCGAGAAAGAUGUGGAGCCAGUCAACAAUGACAAAAGAUCUGUAGCAAAGGAACAUAAUGCGCUGGUGGGAUCCAACGUGAACAUUGUGAUUAACAAGUGUGAACCAUCGACAGAAGAAGAGAGGUCAUUGGAUCCAUGUUGUUUGUGUUAUCACUUCACAUCUGAUUCACCGCCCACUCCACACACACCACCCACUCCACACAGCCCUCACACUAUAGUAUACGAGUCGGACACACUGCGGAUACUCUCUGGCCCUCUGGAACUAACCACUGCCUCACUAACUGAUGAGGAGAUACAAUCCUACGAGAUGGUUUCCAUUGACGACAAUCAGGAACAAUCAGAAGUUACCCCUAGUGACAUUACCAUAGCAACCGAGCAAGAGGAGCCAGAGUUUAUUUAUCAGCCAAAAUCUACGGCCGUGCCUUCAAUGAUGUCAUCGCGAACUUCGACUCACGAGAAGAAUGAAGCAACUAGCCAGCGAGAGGAGAGUAGAAGUCGACUACUGACACACACUCGGAGCUCACAGCAAAGAGUGCGGGGGAAAUACGUCAGAGACACAACUGUUAUAGAAGACAUUGUUUGUGAUGAAGCUGCUGCUUUGGAGGACACUGUACACACUGAGGAAGAAGCUGCUGCUUUGGAGGACACUAUACACACUGAGGAAGAGGCCAAAGUUGCUGCUAUAGACGACACUGUAGAUACCGAGGAAGAGGAAGAUGCUGGUGAUGAUGGCUCUUCAUUAUUGAGUGUGGGGGACCAACCCUCACACUCUGUACCUCAAGGCAACACACAGGACAGCCCUCCAUCAAUUGAUGACUUGCCAUCUACUGAAGAUAUCGUCCAGCACAUUGAGGACCAAACUGUUGCAGAAUCUGCAGAGCUAUCAACUAUUGCUGAGAGACUAGAUCAAAGCUUGAUUGCCGAUAAUAUUACGACUACUGGUUCCGAUGUUGCUACCAGUGAUUCUCCCCCUGGGCUUAUACACAGUGAGGGGGGUGUGGUGUCUAGAGGGAGGUGGUCAGAUAAGGAGGAGUUUGUACUGGAGACGGGACCGCCCAGUAUGACUCAGGAGAGGGUUUUGGUGGAGCUGGUGUCUAGUGAGCACUGGGAGGUCAAAGAAAUGCUUCAGGAAAGACUUCAGAAUAUGCAGCUAGUGAGGGAGCUGCUGUACACUCCUGACAAUACCGGCCAACUAGAAGAGCUGCUGUCUAAAGACCCAUCCCUGGCUCACCAUAUAAUUUCCACCAUUACCAAGAGCAAUGCCUGGACCCUCUCCCACUCUGCUACGCUAUUGCCAUGGAUACAACAACUAUUUGCUGUUGAGAAACACCCAAAACGCUUGACGACAGCUGCACUGGCUGUAUUGUGUGUGGCGGAAACACACACCACACUUUUACUGAGACACAAAAUUGGACGGGCACGAAAUUUAUCUGUUCCGGAGAGGCGACAGUGCAUAAAGUGCUACGUCACUUUGGAGAAAAUUGAUGAGUCAGCAGAUCGUCUGAUCACCAGCCUCUUAUCGAGUAAGCAAGUGACAGUACCAGAACAAGAUCUACUCAACAAGCUGAGGGAGUUACGGACAGCCUUAGCUAGAAUAUUCAAGAAAGUGGACCUAUCUUAAAUUAUUUAUUAUCUCUCUCUAUUCUGUGAUUCUAUUUUCUAUUUUUUUAACAUUUCUUUACGACAGAAUGGCUAUCAACUCAACAAUAAUUUUAUCAUAAAA